Felis catus (domestic cat) is the source of this 5878-nucleotide messenger RNA. It is a transcript of the gene GALNT10, whose product is annotated as polypeptide N-acetylgalactosaminyltransferase 10. Lineage: Eukaryota; Metazoa; Chordata; Mammalia; Carnivora; Felidae. Gene Ontology annotation, cellular component: Golgi apparatus. The transcript has 12 exons. The record is from RefSeq and is a predicted model, not a curated record. The coding region runs from base 130 to 1941 and encodes 603 amino acids.
GGAGCGGGGCCGGCGCCGCGGCAGCUUCUCCUCGCCGAGCUGCUGCCGCCGCCGGGCGGACGGGCGGACGCGCGGAGCCGGGGGCCGCGCGGCCGGGCCGGCGGGGCGCGGCGGGGCUGACCGGCCCCGAUGAGGCGGAAGGAGAAGCGGCUUCUGCAGGCGGUGGCGCUGGUGCUGGCGGCCCUGGUCCUUCUGCCCAACGUGGGGCUCUGGGCGCUGUACCGUGAGCGGCAGCCCGACGGCACCCCCGGAGGAUCGGGGGCGGCGGUGGUCCCGGCGGCCGGACUGGGCUCCCACAAUCAGCAGAAGAAGAUAUUUUUCCUGGGAGAUGGGCAAAAGCUGAAGGAUUGGCAUGACCAAGAAGCCAUCAGGAGGGACGCCCAGCGCGUAGGAAAUGGAGAACAAGGGAGACCUUACCCCAUGACCGACGCUGAGCGAGUGGAUCAGGCAUACCGAGAAAAUGGAUUUAACAUUUACGUCAGUGAUAAAAUCUCCCUGAAUCGCUCUCUCCCUGAUAUUCGGCACCCAAACUGCAACAGCAAGCGCUACCUGGAGACACUCCCCAACACCAGCAUCAUCAUCCCCUUCCACAACGAGGGCUGGUCCUCCCUCCUCCGCACCGUCCACAGCGUGCUGAACCGCUCGCCCCCGGAGCUGAUCGCCGAGAUCGUGCUGGUUGAUGACUUCAGUGAUCGAGAACACUUGAAGAAGCCACUUGAAGACUAUAUGGCCCUCUUCCCCAGUGUGAGAAUUCUUCGAACCAAGAAGCGGGAAGGGCUGAUAAGGACCCGGAUGCUGGGGGCCUCUGCAGCAACUGGGGAUGUCAUCACAUUCUUAGACUCACACUGUGAAGCCAAUGUCAACUGGCUCCCCCCCUUGCUCGACCGCAUCGCCCGGAACCGCAAGACCAUUGUGUGCCCGAUGAUUGACGUGAUCGACCACGAUGACUUUCGGUACGAAACGCAGGCGGGCGAUGCCAUGCGGGGCGCCUUUGACUGGGAGAUGUACUAUAAGCGGAUACCGAUUCCUCCAGAACUUCAGAAAGCUGACCCAAGCGACCCAUUUGAGUCUCCCGUGAUGGCCGGUGGACUGUUCGCUGUGGAUCGGAAAUGGUUCUGGGAGUUGGGUGGGUACGACCCAGGCCUGGAGAUCUGGGGAGGGGAGCAGUAUGAAAUCUCAUUCAAGGUGUGGAUGUGUGGGGGCCGGAUGGAGGACAUUCCCUGCUCCAGGGUGGGCCAUAUCUACAGGAAAUAUGUACCCUACAAAGUCCCCGCUGGAGUCAGCCUGGCCCGGAACCUGAAGCGAGUAGCCGAGGUGUGGAUGGACGAAUACGCCGAGCACAUUUACCAACGCCGGCCAGAGUACCGCCACCUGUCUGCUGGGGACGUCGCUGCCCAGAAGAAGCUCCGCAGCUCCCUUAACUGCAAGAGUUUCAAGUGGUUUAUGACCAAGAUCGCGUGGGACCUCCCCAAAUUUUACCCGCCGGUGGAGCCCCCGGCGGCAGCUUGGGGAGAGAUUCGCAACGUGGGCACAGGGCUGUGUGCUGACACGAAGCAUGGGGCCCUGGGCUCCCCGCUGAGGCUGGAGAGCUGUGUCCGGGGCCGUGGGGAGGCUGCCUGGAACAACAUGCAGGUGUUCACCUUCACCUGGAGAGAGGACAUCCGACCUGGAGACCCCCAACACACGAAGAAGUUCUGCUUUGACGCCAUCUCCAACACCAGCCCGGUCACCCUCUAUGACUGCCACAGCAUGAAGGGCAACCAGCUGUGGAAAUACCGCAAAGACAAGACCCUGUACCACCCCGUCAGCGGCAGUUGCAUGGACUGCAGUGAAAGUGACCACAGGAUCUUCAUGAACACCUGUAACCCCGCUUCUCUGACCCAGCAGUGGCUGUUUGAACACACCAACUCGACAGUCUUGGAAAAAUUCAACAGGAACUGAGCCCUGGUGUCUUAGCGGGCCUGGUGGGGUCCUCUCCUGGCGCUUCCGGCAGCCUUCCCCUCCCGAGGGAGGCAGGGCUUCCGUGGGCAGCGUGACGUGAAAGGCGCUGGCCAACAGGUCUAGGGCAGAGAGGGCUCUGACGGCUGGAGCAGGAGGCCCACCUGUUCCUUGAGGCCCAGUGGUAGCCGCGGGGUGGACAACAGACCCCACAUGAGGCCCCACAAAGAGCAGUGCCUGCUUUAAUCCCUGACGGCAUCAUGGAAAUCUAGGAGGGCCUUACCAACUUUGUCACCACGUUCCUUUGGGCAUUAUGUGGGAGAAAUGCCAAGGCAGCCCUAGGCUACCCGAAAAUGGGUCCUACAAGGUUACCUAGCCUUGAGAUGGCUCGUAUGUGACGGCCCUUUAGAAAGAGAAGCGCCUGUUGUCCGUCUGGGCACUUGUAGCACCUCUGCUGUCUGUCCGCUGCAGAAGGGGAGGGAGGGAGUCUUUCUUGGGGCCACUGGUUUCAGCCAUUUAGUUUCUGCCUGUCAUGGAGUAGCUGAGUAACUACAGUUACUGCCCGGCUUCUGUUCUGUCACAGCCCCAGGCGAUGCAUUCGAAGGCCGUACCUGGGCCCUCAGAGCAUCCAGUACUGAACACUGGCCAGCUGCCAGGCCUGGGGUCAGAAGCUGGACCUCUAGACGUUCCUUUGCCGCCAUGGACACAUGGGAUGUCUCUCCUUGCUCUCUGGGCACAAGACAGCUCAGCCACCAGCUCUUCAGGGCUGGGUUUCAGAUGACUUGGGCCCAUGGAAAAGGCCUAGUAGAAGACCUCCAAACCAGAUAUUCUGGCUGAAUUUCCCUUAUCAGUGCUUCCAUUUUCCUCUUUCUCUCUUGGGCAAUUACCUGCCUCAAGAAAGGAACAGAUGUGUGAAGUGCUCACCUCACAAAGUCUGGAGGCCUCCAAGGUGGACCGGGGGCGAGAUGCCCAGCCUCUGACCUCAUCGCGGCUCCAGUUCUCACACAGAACUCUAGAAUUUUUAUAGAACUGUAUCAUUGGAUCACAAACUAGAACGCUACAUAGGAUUCUGGUAUUCUAGCAUCCAGUUGGGAUUUCUAGAAUGCUGCGAUUUAAAAGAGCCAGCCAAGUGUAAUAUAGUUAAGGCAUCCAGCCCCCAACCUAGAGACAAUCUUUGAAAUCCGAGGUUGGUGGUGUCCGGGGGGGGGAGGGGGGGGUAAGGGAUGGGUGACCCAUGUCCGUCCGUCAGCUCGUACCGGAGGCCUCGGUAUGACACGGUCCACAGUGCAGACCCGAAGCCCUGCACCCUCCACCGCCUUCACAGCUGCAGUGGAGGAGGGUCCCACGAACAGGCAGACACCCAGCUCCAUGCCAGUCCCUCGUGUUUACCUUUUGCUUUGUUAAUUAUGUGUCGGGCUCCCAGAGGGCUCCCAAGCUAAUAGGAAGCAUUUCUGUGACCAACCUGCCACCCACUGAUUCAGAAAUGGAAAUCGCAUUCUACAACCUAUGGCUCCCACCAGCUAGUCCAGGAAAUACUUGAAACCAGUGUUCCAAUUAGAGCUGGGUCUCUCGAUUGUGUCAUUUACCAAUUAAAUGAGACAUUAAUCUGGGAACAGAGCCACGAAUCUGCCUUUGAGAUGCUGGCUGAUCUCAAGGCCAUCAGUUAUCAGGGGCGGGGAGGCAGAUAAAACACUCCUAACCACCACCACCCCAAUUAAGCAUAUAGCUGGCAAAGCAUCACUUCCUCCACUUCUGCCCCCACACACACCCUGCCCUGGCCGCCUGUCCCCAGGAGAGGUGGCCCCUGUGCGUGCAACAGCUUGCUUGAUCCCUUCUUGUUGAUCCCUCCGUGUCUUUUCCAAACGAGUGCCAUAUCUUUAGAAGUGGCCCUCCAUAGGAAGGAGUCCAAAGAGGAGGCCCCUUCUGGGAUCUAGGAGAACAAGAGUUGCAGUUUGGAGAACUGAGGGUUCAUCAUCAGAGAGCAAAGCAGCAUCAUUAAAAUAAAAACUGUGCCUUUUAAAAAGAAAAAAAUGCAAAUGUACAGCAAAUCCCUAAACUUGAACAAUUUCCUAGUGCCUUGCUAGACAAACAUAAAGGGGCAGGGUUGGGGGCGGGGGAGGGGAAACUUUCGUGGUAGUGUGUGCAGUUUCUGUUGGAUGAGUGUGUGUUUCUUGACUUCUGAUUUCAAGCAGGAGACGUUGGGCCUAGGGCAGGAUCUGGGAGGCGGAGAUGCCCCUCAAGGGCCAGAGGCUGGAAUUAUUCCAGUUCAUGGCAAGUAACCCUCCAAGUUAAAAGGGCAGCUGGACAACUCAUUUUGUCUGUGGCCUAGAAGGGCCUCAGCAACCCCUGGGAGAGGGCCCUGUUUGUAGACCACGCCUGGAGUCCCCCACCCCAGCCCCCACACGGAGCGCAGCGCACUCGCUAGGUCUCCAGAUGUCCCAUUCCAAGUGGGUGACAGUGUCCUCGGCAAGACCAGGACUCCUGUGGAAAGCAGGUGCAGCACCAAGCGGGCUUCAGCUUUCCUCUGUCCCAUUCUUGGGUCCUCCAUUAGGGUCUGCUUUUGCACCCUCGACGGGAUGGGCAGGUCCUCUGAGCAGCACUUGAUGAGCCCUCACCAGGAGGUGCUGGGACUCGGCAAAGUGUGUAAGAGGGGAAGGAAGAGGUUCACGGCUCAGCUGACCAACUGACUGGUUACAAAUACCACUGGUUGCUUUGGCCUCCUUUUUGAAAACCACCUGUCUCAGAGAUCCAGGUUCCUGCCCACACUGCCAGCCGAUGCUCAGUACAGCAGCCAGGACCUGUGGAGACGCUCUCAUCUGGGUCAUGGGUGAGAACGUGGGCCCCUUUGCCUCCCUUUAUUCUGAGCAUGAGGUCACAAAACAGGGUGCAGCCAGAAAGCAUCAUGACCGUGUGGCUCACCAGCAGCCUUUCCAGAGGGGGAACUCCGGAAACAUUUUGGAAUGCGGAGAGCCUCUUUGCUGUAAAUACAAGGCCUUUGGAGGUGGCUAAAUGUUCAGGCACACGUGUGAAAAGCCAUUCUACCGUGUGCCUCCCCCUGGAGCUUUCAACUUUUAAAAUAGUCCAGGAACCGCCCCUUCUCCCCUUGUGGAAGAAUUAGUUCAGAGGCAGAGGGGGGCACUUCCACGGGGGGCGGGGGGGUGACAUUAGGCCUAGGGGAGAAAGAGCAGUUCCUGUUGAAGAUGCGGCAUAUAGAUUCCCAAAGUGCACCCUAUAUUCACUUUCCAAACCUACCUGUCGAAUUUCUCUCUCUCCUUAAGAAAGAGAUGAUACCCUUGAAAAUGGCUCCCUGUUUCUUUCCGUGUAUCUUCAUUUUUCUAGUCUCUGGAAUCUCAAAAGCGUGGCAAAGCACUUUACGGUAGUAACCGAGAAUUACUCUGACUGGGGAUUCCUUGCUUCAGUGGUCUCUAGUGUGUACAGAUUGGGCGAUCUUUUAUAAUUCCUGGGAGGCAAUGCAUUUUUAAUGUUUUCUGAAGAUUUUUAAGCGUGGGAGAGGGGCAAGGAGUGCAGUCCAAUUCUGGAAUUCUUUUCUACUUUCCACCGAUGCUCUUUGUGAAAAUCGAAGUAAUAUUUCAGUUCAAACUUGAUCUUGAGCCAAGGCCAAGGCCCACUGCCGCCUCUGGGGUGGGUGUUGGACCUACAUCCCAAGUGACAAGGUCCUCUUAGCAUCCGCUCCCCAGAUGGCUUUGAUUCAGCCUCUCCAGACAACAGGGUUGAGCUCCUGCUCUGUUUUGGGCGUGAAGCCUGGGAUCCCAAAGGGACUACAGGCAGGGAAUAUUGAGAUGGCAGACUGGGAUUCUAAACAGAGAGCUCAAGACCACCAACCUCUCUUCUCCUGCCCGGAAAAGUGAGCCUUUGUGAUGAACUGACUUACUGUGUACAAUUGUGAUUGUUGUUGAGUAAACCUCCAGACUUUGUCUAA